This is a messenger RNA of Babesia ovata, 1161 nucleotides long. RefSeq lists its product as uncharacterized. Gene Ontology annotation, molecular function: DNA binding; 5'-flap endonuclease activity. The transcript has a single exon. Gene Ontology annotation, biological process: DNA replication, Okazaki fragment processing. Bases 1 to 1161 code for a protein of 386 amino acids. The record is from RefSeq and is a predicted model, not a curated record. NCBI's taxonomy places the organism in Eukaryota, Apicomplexa, Aconoidasida, Piroplasmida, Babesiidae.
AUGAAGGUCGCGCCUUCCUUUUUCUUGCUGCUCAGUUGCUGCUCAAGUGCACUUGGUGUCGGUGUCUGGACCACCGUGAACGCUGGUGAGCGGCGCUGCGGUCGCGCUGGAAGCCGGCCGGGUCCAGCUACGGAGCCUCCACACCGUUUUGACUGCAAUGCGCCAACCAAAUGCGAUGUAUACAGGUCUAGGAAUGCUAGAGAGUAUACGAAUAUUGAAGGUGUGCAGCAGGACAGUCGGUUAUCGAGCUACGAGCGCCACGGCAAGCUCUUGCGUUGCUCGGGUGUAGGAUUCUAUAAUGGAUUCCUCUUCUCUGACGCCGAAGAAUCGCGCUCUAGAUGCACAUCGCUCUCAGCACGCACCAAAAAGGCUGCUAGUGUAGCUCCGGUGCCAGUGAAGCGUGAUGUGCAGACCAAAGUUGCUCCCGUUCACGAGCUUCGCGAGCGUGUGCUACUCGUGGAUGGUACCGGGCUCGCUUAUCGCUGUUUCUUCGCCCUGCCUACGCUGACAACGUAUAGAGGCACCGAGAUCGGAGCUAUAGUGGGCUUUAUGAACUCGUUGGCCAGGAUAUACAGGUCAUUUGGUCCCAAGUACAUCGGCAUUGCUUUCGAUUCCCCCGGCUCCAAUAGCACGAAGCGCGAGGUGUGGCCGGAAUACAAGGCGAAUCGUCAGGCAAUAAAGACAUCUUUCAAGAAGCAGUUGAUGUGGAUCAAGGAGUUCUGUUCCAUCGUCGGGCUUCCCAUCUUUCUGCGACGCUCUACGGAGGCUGACGACAUCAUAGCCAGCAUGAUUAGUUUCCUGAACGGAAGCGCCGGAAAAGAUGACUCGGAUCCAUCAAGCGAUGAAGAAGUGCAACAAAUGCGGCAGAUCGACUUCCGAGUCCCCAACUCGGCGCCUGGGGGAGUAUUUGACCGCGUGGCCGGCGCAUCUGCCACCCCGCUAGAGCCAAUGGACACUUCCAGUGACAGCGGCCUGGAGAAACGCAGCUUCGAUGUGCAUGUUCUCACUGCCGAUAAGGAUCUACUUCAGGUUCUUCAGUACAACGGCGCUGGCAACGUGAACGUGCGAGUAGUGCAGCCGCACAAGAAGUUCCGGCUGGUUGACGAGACGACCGUUGUUGAGGAGUACGGUAAGUUUCCAUUCAUGCGUUACAUAUCUUGA